AUGGCUCCCCGCGUCUGGCUCAUCACUGGCGCCUCGUCAGGCUUCGGUCUGGAGCUCGCGCUCAUCGCCGCUGCCCGCGGUGACAAGGUCGUUGCCGCCACACGCUCGCCGCAGAAGCUGGAGCAUCUCAAGUCCAAGGGCAUCACCCCGGCGCGCUUGGACCACAACGAGCCGCUGCCUAAGGUGCAGGCUGCCAUCGACGCCAUCAUCGCCAUCCACGGUACCGUCGACGUCGUCGUGAACAACGCCGCCUACGUGCAGACGGGCAUGCUGGAGGAAGUGCCCGCUGCCGAGGCCGAGCGCCAGUUCCAGGCCAACGUCCUGGGCCCGCUCAACGUCUACCGCGCCGUGCUGCCGCACCUGCGCAGCAAGCGGUCCGGCACCCUCGUCACCAUCGGCUCCAUGGCUGCCUGGUACCCCAUGCCCGGCUGCAACCUGUACAACGCCUCCAAGGCCGCCCUGCGCUGGCUCGGCAUCGGCCUGGCCGGCGAGGUCGAGCACCUGGGCAUCCGCCACACUCUGGUCGAACCGGGCUUCUUCCGCACCGAGCUGCUCAACCCCCAGGCCAACAUUGCCAUGACUACUCCCGAACAGCGCCUGCCCGACUACGCAGACCUCAACAAGUCCAACGACGCCAACUUCGCCGCCUUCCACGGCGCCCAGCUGGGCGACCCCAAGAAGGGCGCCGAGGUCAUCUACGACGUCGUCACUUCUUCUGGCGUUGCCGCCGGCCGCCCGCUGCCGCCUUUCCUGCCGCUGGGCAGCGACGCCAGCACCGAGAUUGCCAAAUCCGCACAGGCUACGCUUGACGCCAUCAACGAGUGGCGCUCCAUCAGUGCCCUGAGCGACCACAAGUAG
This is a messenger RNA of Lasiodiplodia theobromae, 858 nucleotides long. Its product is annotated as Short-chain dehydrogenase/reductase SDR. Gene Ontology annotation, molecular function: oxidoreductase activity. The record is from RefSeq and is a predicted model, not a curated record. The transcript has a single exon. NCBI's taxonomy places the organism in Eukaryota, Fungi, Ascomycota, Dothideomycetes, Botryosphaeriales, Botryosphaeriaceae. Bases 1 to 858 code for a protein of 285 amino acids.